ACACCGCAAUUCGUACCCUCUGCAUAUUUCAUAUCCCAUUGAGCCUCCAAACGAACUUAAUCGUGUAUACCUACUUGAGACUUCAGUCUGCCAGAAUUGUACACGCAGACCUAGUUUUCAUAACAUGACUACUGACUCUGUCGUCUCUCCUCCGAACUCGCCACCAGCCAAAAGAGUCAAGACAGAUAACACCAUCACAAGCACAAUGGCCGACAACAGCACCAACGCCAGCGUUCCCGUCCCCCGGCUCGAGCAGUCUCCGCCGCUGUUAAUCAAGAAGCUGUCUGACAAGGCUCGUCUACCCACUCGCGGCAGCGCCUUUGCCGCAGGCUACGACAUGUACUCUUCGCAGGCGACCACAGUGCCCGCCCGAGGCAAGGUGCUCGUGGACACUGACAUUGCCAUUGCUGUACCAGCUGGAACCUACGGCCGCGUCGCACCCCGCUCCGGUCUCGCCUCUAAGCACUCGAUCCAGACCGGCGCGGGCGUCAUCGACGCCGACUACAGGGGCCAGGUGAAAAUCCUGCUGUUCAACCACAGCGACGUUGACUAUAGCAUCGCCGAGGGCGACCGCAUAGCGCAGCUCGUGAUCGAGCGCAUAUAUACGCCCGAGGUAGUCGAGGUAGCCGAGCUUGAGGAGAGCGUGCGUGGCGCCGGCGGCUUCGGCAGCACGGGCACGAACUAAGAGUCUUCUCCUUUCUCUCUGCCGUACCUCCAUAACGCGUCCAAUCCCCGCCAUCGCCACUCGCUUCCUCGCCUAACGCCAGAACACUCUGCUACCUGCCCUAAGCACACGGGGCCCCUCUCACGACGAUGUGUCGGGAGGAGGGUGAAGGGUGAGUGAAUUGCAGAGAUACGAAGACAAAAAUGAAGAAAAUAAUAAGGAAGAAUAUUUUCGACGGAGCUAUCCGUGUCACAAGAGGCCUCCCCAGUUCAAUUACCAGGAAAUAUCACAGUUCAAUGUCGUAAGUCAUGAAGUACUUACAAACGAAUCAAAUUUCGCAG
Messenger RNA from Xylaria bambusicola, 1005 nucleotides. RefSeq names its product deoxyuridine 5'-triphosphate nucleotidohydrolase. Gene Ontology annotation, molecular function: dUTP diphosphatase activity; magnesium ion binding. The record is from RefSeq and is a predicted model, not a curated record. The transcript has 2 exons. The coding region runs from base 125 to 685 and encodes 186 amino acids. Lineage: Eukaryota; Fungi; Ascomycota; Sordariomycetes; Xylariales; Xylariaceae. Gene Ontology annotation, biological process: dUMP biosynthetic process; dUTP catabolic process.